AUGCACUUUCUUGAUGCUACCCAUCAAAGAGAGGCAACUGGUUCAGUGAAGUUUGUAUUUUCUUGUGGUGAAACAGAGCAGCAUCGCAAGGAAUUGAGUGCCAAAGUGACUGUUACCGGCCAGCGAAUUACACGUGUCGGCUAUUCAUUUGAUGCAACGGUAAUACACGUCAACUCAGAUUCAGUCAAUUCCCCACCCUCUCUCCUGCUACCGGGUCUCUUCUCAUGCAAUCGAGAUUGGAUGAUGAUUGAUGAAGAUGAGAGGCUGAAGUCGAAGGAGGAAGAGAUGGAGAAGACGGGCAAACGUCUCUGGAAGAUGACGAUGACACCGACGCAACAGUCUCCCCUGCAGGUCGGCAGCCUCUAUCGACGCAAACGACGUGAUCGAGUUAUCGAGAUUAUGACGACAACCACCGUACACGGCAGCCUCUCUACUUCACAUCGGCGGCCAAUCGAACAAGGAGGAAAAUGCAGGUCCCACACAAGCUUCUUCAUCAAACGAAAAUGCCAGAAAAUGCAGAUCCCACACGCGCUUCACCAUCCGGCGAACGAAGUGAAGAACGCAGAAUCUGAGAACACCUCACUUGCUUCCUCCGGAUUUCAAGAAUUUCGUGAAGGAGCAGAUAUUGCUUAUGAAUCUCACAUUGGUCGGAUUCCCUGUUCUGGAAAUUCAAACACUAAGAAGAAGACAAAGAAGCAGAAGAAGAAGAUGGAGGUGCAGGAGAACAUGGUUGAUCCGAUAAAAGCAGCCACAGAUGAUGAAACAUGGGAUUUGAUAGCAGCAGUGGUCGAAUUUCACAGUCAGGGAGUGAAGAGGCUGCAGAAGACGGAGGAGGAGGAGCAAGAGAACGGAAAGCUCGUGUGUCAAAUGAAUAGCACACACGUGUAAUUCGCCGGUCAAGCAAAUAUUUGACAAACAACAGAUUGUCUAAAUUAACAUUAUGGUAGGACAAUACUUCUCUGUUUUUUAAAAUUUGAAAUAAUUUUAUUUAAAAAAAAUUAGAAUACUAGAUAGCUUGUUAAAAAUUUUUAGGAUAUUUUUUCCUUUAGUCCUAUUUCCUUUUGUGGAUAAAAUUAUAGAUGAAUUAGA
Molecule: messenger RNA, 1089 nt
Organism: Prosopis cineraria
Lineage: Eukaryota; Viridiplantae; Streptophyta; Magnoliopsida; Fabales; Fabaceae
Exons: 4
Coding region: 1-888 (295 amino acids)
Source: RefSeq, a predicted model, not a curated record